This is a messenger RNA of Paramecium octaurelia, 1635 nucleotides long. Lineage: Eukaryota; Ciliophora; Oligohymenophorea; Peniculida; Parameciidae. The record is from the annotation of a GenBank genome assembly.
AUGAUUUCUUCAAGAAUGAUCGAAAAAGAAGAGGAAAUUCUUUAAUGUGAUAUUCAUUAACAGUUAAUCAUCAUGGUAUCUAGCGAUCCAAAGUUUAAGAAGAAGUAAAGACUAUUAUGCAAAUUAUGCAUGGAAAAUGUAGAAUCAAAUAAGCCAAUUAAAAUUUUUAAGCAAGUUAAAGAAAUUAUUGUAGAAAAUCAAAAGCUAAGAAAAAGUCAUGUUGAGAAUAUUGUAAACUUCAAUACCAAUUCUAUUUAAUAAAUUAAGUUGGUUCUACUUGAUUUAAAAACUCAAGUUACUCAAAAUAUAGUAAAAUUAAUUGGGUAUGUAGAUUAAUGGAUGGAAGAAGUAUUACAAUGCGGAUAAUAAAAUGCCACGUUUAGUUUUUUUGAUGAAUUAGAAAACCUAAUUACUAAAACAAAAAAUGAUUAAUUCAAUCCGGAAUCUCUUAUUGAAAAAAUAAAUAAGCUUAAUAAGUCAAAAUGCUUGAAGAUUAAUCAUACAUUAACAUUUUUUAAAUCAUUUUAAGAAACCAAAAAGUGCGAAGAACUAUUAUAAAGUAUUUAAAAUCAAGGACACGAAAGAUGUGAUGCUAGGAUACAAUAGGAAAUGAAUUAAAUUGCCAUUUAAUAAGAAUAACUAGAAAAAUAAUAAUAGAUGAUAGAUAAAAAAAUUGAACUUAAAUUAAUUGAUGAUUCAAAUUAAUCGAGUGGGUAUUGUUUUGCAAUAGUGUUUGACAAAACAGGAUCAAUUAUGGUGUCGUGUGAGAGUCCAAAGAUUUAAAUUUGGAACUUUGAUAAAGGAAAAUUAAAAUUAAUUAACACAUAUACAUAACAUCAAGAUACUGUUAGGUGUCUAGUGUAUAGCAAACUCAGAAAUUCCUUUAUUUCUGGUUCUAUAGAUCAUACUAUCAUCUGUUGGUAAUAAAUUAAUCAAAACGAGUGGAAAUAUUCAUAGCCAUAUUAAUAGCAUCUUGAAGGAGUCAAUUGUUUGAUUUUAAAUAAAUAGGAGGAUUAGGUUAUUUCAGGAAGUUGUGAUAAAUAAAUAAAUGUUUGGUAAGUAGAUUUUAUGAAGAAUCAGCUGACUUUUCUAUAUGCUUUAGAUAACCAUAUAAACAGUGUAGAGUCAUUAUAGUUUAAUUCAAAUGAAACUCAAUUGGUGUCCUGUGGAUUUGAUGAAUUUAUAAUAUGGGAACAAGGACUCUAAGGAAAAUGGGAAUUUAAAUAUAAAUAAUCAGUUGCUAAUAAAGGGUAUAAAAUAUAUUUAAUAAAUGAUCAACAGCUUCUUUGGGUAACUAUGGAUGCAGAUAUUGACGAUAUUUUAGUAUUUGAAUUGUAGAGAGGAGUUUUUAAAUAAAAUAAUAAUAAAACUAUCAAAUUAACUAAGAAUAAUAAAAGCGAUGAUGAUAUGAAUUUUUCAAUCGUCCAUAAUUAAGAGAAAAAUAUUUUAUUGAUAAGACAUAAAUAUCAUAUCUAUUUAUUUCGAUAAUUAAUAGAUGGUAAUCUAAAGGUUUAUAACUAAUUGAAUUGUUAAGUUAAAUAGGUUUUUGGGAAUAUGACCAAUGAUGGAGAGUAUUUAAUAUUUUGGGAUUUGAAGAAAGAAAAGUAUUAAACUUAUGAAAUUUUAAAUAUAUGA